Messenger RNA from Acaulospora morrowiae, 420 nucleotides. The record is from the annotation of a GenBank genome assembly. NCBI's taxonomy places the organism in Eukaryota, Fungi, Glomeromycota, Glomeromycetes, Diversisporales, Acaulosporaceae.
AUGAUAGUUCAUCAACGAUUUGACUUAGAACUUCAUAUAAUCCUGUUCAGCUUGUCAAAUGUUGUGACGUGGUAUGACAUGAUAGUCAACUUGGAGGGUUCUAAUAUACGUGUUGUGCUCCCUCAUUUUAUCUGCCGUCCAGUUAUCUUCCUUCUGGCGAAAUUUCAAAAAGCUCAAAAGCGUCCAAUCCGAACACUCUGUUGCCAUUAUGCAAAUGCUAGUAAAUUGGAUAAAUCAAUGAAUAAACUUUUAAGAAAAAAGCAAGAAUGGAAGGCCAAUAACUUUGAUGAUGAUUUUGAUAAUUUAUCAAUAAGCGAUGCUGCAAAGAAAUUGGUUCUUUCUCAAUCUCCAGAAGACUUCAGCAGACAACUUAUUAGACUUUUUUUAACUCCUGCACGUGCCAAAGAAACUCUUAGAUAG